GACCUGGAUCUCAAUGAGCUGGGUGGAACGGUUUCCUGGACUCCGCCUUUAGUCUACACGCAGCAGUAUGUGGUGUACCUAGCAGAAGACUCUUCGGGCACAGCUCGCUCACAGGUGGAGUCUCCGGUUGCAGUCGGCCAGCCUCCCGGCCAGUGGUGUCGCACAAACGAGCUCUUGGUGCCUGCUGACACGCCCCGGCUGAACUUCACCCACUUUGCAGUCUACACGCAGACGGCCUUCCAGGAGCAGACAACCCCAGGCAGCUUAGCCUUCGACGAUGCGGUUGCGGUGGUUGGGACCUCAGAGCAUCUACGAAGCAUCUCAGUGCACCAGCCGACGGAGCCACAGAGAGGCAUACAUGGAUGCAUACCUCGCAGCAUGCAUGUCUUACAUAGCAACGGGUCGCUCGGAUCGUUCCAGAUGACAGCAUAUGACAGCGAAAUGUCGAAACACAUUUGGCCUCAAGUACAAUGA
Messenger RNA from Symbiodinium sp. CCMP2456, 474 nucleotides. The record is from the annotation of a GenBank genome assembly. NCBI's taxonomy places the organism in Eukaryota, Dinophyceae, Suessiales, Symbiodiniaceae.